This is a messenger RNA of Vicugna pacos (alpaca), 4703 nucleotides long. NCBI's taxonomy places the organism in Eukaryota, Metazoa, Chordata, Mammalia, Artiodactyla, Camelidae. The record is from RefSeq and is a predicted model, not a curated record.
CCCUGCCCCAGCAUUUAUCACCUCUUGGCAUCUCCUCCAGGAGGGUCUCCCCUGAAGAUACUGCAUUGGGCCAUUAACUCCUCAUGCCCACUGUGAGUCUCAGAGGGAUCCAGUGCUGAUGGUCCAGCCCAUGCCCCUGGGCCUUUGCACUUGCCUACUCCCCACCUGAAACACCUUUCUCCUGCCUUGCAGAGCUGGCUCUGCUCACCCCUCAGGCAUCAGCUGCAACAUCCCCCACUCCAGGGGUCUUGGGCUCUGACGUUACCCGUGAUAACCUGGUUCUCCUCUCCUCGUCCCACCCCUGGGUCAGUGGUUUCCAGCACUCUUAUCUCUGCAGGACUGACCUGGCUCUGUGUUGUUGACUCGCGGAGUGCCUGUCCCCCUCGUAGUCUCCAGGCACCCUCUCAGGACAGGAACCCCAGCUGCCUUGUUCACUGAGGCAUCCCUAACACCUGCACAGGCCUGGCACACAGUAGGCCCUCAAUAAAUGUUUGUGAAAGGAAUGAAUGGGUGCCAACUGCGUGUCCAGCCCUGUGGGAGGCACUGAGUCUAGAGGAGGAGGAAAUGUGAGCCCAAUGCCCUCUGCCCUGCACCAGCGACCGCGCCCCCUCCCCAGUGUCUGCCCUCAUGCAGCUCCCGGGCUCUCCAGCCACCCCAGCCACCCUCGUCCUCUGUGCUAUUUACCUUGGAACAGACUGAAACAUCACGUGAGCACCAGGGCUCCUGUUCUUUGGGCCUCUAGAUAAUUAUCUGGGCCUUAUUAAACCCUUAAUUAUCCCAGCAACUAAUCAGGCUCCCAAAUAUAAGGGCUUCCUCGUCCCAGGGUGGGGAGGCAGGGGCCAGUCACCGGCAAGACAACCCCAAGCUCGGCAAGGUAAGGAGAGGCUCUACCUGUGGAACGCUCCCCAGAGAGUGUCUUAUUCAGCCUUGUCAUUUUACAGAUGAAAACACUGAGGCUCAGAGAGGGCAAGGAACUUGCCUGAGGUCACACAGCAACUGGGUGGCAGAACCAGGGCUUGGAUCUAUGUCCUUCACACAGUGUUCCUCACCUGACAGGAAGCCACCGGACAUCGCAGUCCUCAGAUGCUGCAGGACUUGGGCAAGGUCAUGGAGACAGCAGAUCUGAGGUGUCUCUUUGGGCUCCAACUGAGGCCAACGGGAGACAAGGGAGGCUCUGCUUUGCAGGAGCUCAGAGCUGAGAUGAGGCAAUGAGGGGAUGGUGGUGGGGGGGUAGGGGGCAUCUAGGAGCAUUUCUCAAGCUGAGGGCGGGGGAGGGGCACUCCAGGUGGAGGAAAAUGUGUGAGCUGACGAUGGGGGUGGAGAAGCAGGAAACACUCAUUUUGGGGUGGGAUGGAUUAGGUAUACAGUCAGAUUCUAACUGAUCUUUGAAGCUAGGGGUGGUUGGGGGUUGAGGGGAGGCUUCCUGGAGGAGGAGGCAAGGACUGAAAUUAGGACUUGAGGGACAAGCAGGUAGUAGAUGGGUGGAGGAAGGGCACUGUAAGAAGGAGGGGAAGCUUAGGCAAAAGCACAAACACAGUCAGAAACAAAACCCCGGCAUUAACCACUUGCCCGGAAAUACCUGCACAGCUGUAUACCCCGAGCCGCUCAUUAACCGUAAGAGGGCAAAAAAACCUUCUCCAAGUGGCCUUAACACCUGGCAUCUGUUCUGGCCUGGGAAAGGGGGAACCAGUCUUGGGGCUCGGUCUCCCCAGCUGGGAGAUGGGGCGGGGCCGGAGGAGACCUUUACCCAGCCCCCUCCAGCCCUGCCGCCCUGGCCCUGAACUCCACCACCCACCACAGGAUGACCUUCAGAGAUUUGGCCCUGGGUGUGCCUGUGCCCAGCAUUUCCAUGGCGCACGUGUAUGUGUUCAUGGGGGCUGAGGAAACAUCAAAAUUGAUUAUUUUCAAGCCAAGGUAGAUAUUUAAAAAUUGGAUAGGACCAGAGACAAAUCAAUCAUGCUUUCAUUUAGCAAAUAUUGACUGUAGGCGUGAAGGUCUCCCUGGCUUUUUCUGUGCUGAUUGCUUCUUAUCCUUUAAGUCUCAGCCUAAAUAUCUCCUCUUUAGAGAGUCCUUCCCUGGCCACCCCUCCCCACCCCCAAACACACUGUAUCCCAUUUAAUUGCCUCGCUUCAAGAUUCAGGAGGAGCAGGACUAUCUCUGCCGUGUGUACUUUGUAGGCUGGUCUGCCUGGCACGUAGUAGGUAUUCAGGAAAUGUGAGUUGAGUGAAUGAACGCAGGCAGGCACGGGCUCAGUAGGCACCUGCCUCUGCGGAUAAGUGGAGCCCUCGGUGGCCGAGCCCACUGUCAGUAGGAGUCCAUCUGGAAUCUUCCCUCUCCAGUGACAAGGCCAGGCCCAGUGGCCACGCCAUCCCCACCCUCCACCAUUCUUUUCAGCCACAGCUCAAAUUGGAAAUAAACACUUGGCCUCUGGUUGAGAGAAUUUCAGGUCUUGGUAAGUAGUAAUUAAGAAGGGGUGUCUGGGGAUCCAGAGGUGGGAGGGGGCUUUCCUGGAAUUUUGAAGGGUCUGGGGUUUUUAUUCAAGUCCCUACUCACCAGCUGUGAGACCUUGGGUCGGGUUCAGACUGUGCCUCCGUUUCCUUGUUGGUGAGGCGAGGUCUCAAGGUGGCUUAAGGGGCUGUAAGCUGAGAUUUCUAGAAAUGGUUCUGAGUUGGAGGAGGAGGCAGAUGCCACUGGCUGUCGUGCCAGUGUUAGGGAAGCAGGGAGUUCCCCCAUUCCCACACUGCCAUGGGAGUCCCUGAAGUCUGGACCAAGUUGGAAUCUCCUCCAUAGCCCCAGCAUUGCACCAUGAGCCACACUUGGACUCAGGAAAAACUGCAGCUAAACCUCCCACCAACCCCAUAAAGCAAGCUGUUCAGAACGCAUCACACCCAGAGACGCAGAAAUCAAAGCUCAGAGAGGGAAGUGACUUGCCUGGGGUGACCCCAGAGGCCCUGUAUUUAAUCUGGACACUCUUUGGUCCUUCUGGGGGACACGGUCCAAAACUCCUGGACUCCUGAGAUCAUCCAGGGGCCCUGUCUGAUCUGGAGCAGGGGAGGUCCCCAAGGGAACCAAGGGUGGGCUGCACCCAAUUCAGGCCCUGUGACACAGGUGAACCAUGCUGCGAAUCCUGUGUCUGGUGCUCUGCGGCCUGCUGACCACCGCACGAGCGGACCCUGGGGCACUGCUGCGACUGGGCAUGGACAUCAUGAAUCGGGAGGUCCAGAACGCUAUGGAUGAGAGUCACAUCCUGGAGAAGAUGGCAGCUGAGGCGGGCAAAAAACGGCCGGGGAUGAAACCCAUUAAGGGCAUCACUAAUCUGAAGGUGAAGGAUGUGCAGCUGCCUGUCAUCACACUGAACUUCGUACCUGAGGUGGGCAUCUUCCAGUGUGUGUCCACGGGCAUGACCAUCACUGGCAAGAGCUUCAUGGGUGGGAACAUGGAGAUCAUCGUGGUCCUGAACAUCACAGCCACCAACCGGCUUCUGCAGGAUGAGGAGAUGGGCCUCCCCAUGUUCAAGAGCGAGGGCUGUGAGGUCAUCCUGGUCAGCGUGAAGACAAACCUGCCCAGCAACAUGCUGCCUAAGGUGAUCAACAAGUUCCUGGACAGCACCCUACACAAAGUUCUUCCUGGCCUGAUGUGUCCAGCCAUCGAUGCGGUCCUGGGAUAUGUGAACAAGAAGUGGGCCAAUGCGAAUGCCCCCAUGCCCGUGGGCCAGAUGGGCACCGUCAAAUAUGUCCUGACGUCCAUACCAACCACCACAGCCAGCUACAUUCAAGUGGACUUUAGUCCCGUGGUGCAGCAGCAUGAGGGCAGCAUCAUCCAGCUUGCUGAUGCCGGGGAGGCCCUCGAGUUCCCCGAGGACUAUGCUGAAGGCUCCUCGCAGCUGCUGCUCUCGGCCGCCUUCCUCACGGCAGAGCUUGCUCUCCUGCAGAAGUCCUUUGAUGUGAAUGUCCAGGACACGACGAUUGGCGAACUGCCCCCACAAACCACUGAGACACUGGCUCGCUUCAUCCCUGAAGUGGCUGAGGCCUAUCCCAAACGGAAACCCCUGGUGACCCAGAUCAGGAUAAACAAGCCCCUCGAGGUCACCAUGAAGACCGGCAAAAGCCUGCUGCACCUCCAUGGCACCAUGGAGAUGUUUGCUGCUCAGCAGCCGGGAAAGGCCCUUGCACCCCUCUUUCUCCUGGAAACUCACUUCAACCUGAAAAUCCAGUACUCAGUUCGUGAGAACCGACUGCAGAUGGCCACCUCUCUGGACAGAUUACUGAGCCUGUCCCGGGGGUCUUCAUCGAUUGGUGCCUACAAUGAGAAGGAAUUGACAGGCUUCAUCACUGAUUUUCUGCAAGAAGCCUACAUCCCAGCCAUCAAUGAUGUGCUCCAAGUCGGACUCCCACUUCCAGACUUCCUGGACAUGAAUUACAACCUGGCAGAGCUGAACAUAGUAGAGCUGCCAUGCCCUAGCCUGGCCCUUUGUUUCCUGCCAGAAUGCCCUGGUGCUGGACUUGAAGCUGGACUGACCAGGGCAGGAUUUGCCUGCCAGCUGCCUGCACACCACCAACUGGCUACACGCUGCGGGGGAGCCCACCUGGCCCCCCAUCACUGGGGCCGCUUCCCUUGAUGAUGAGUGGGCAGGGCAGGUCUGGGCAGGGGCUUGGCAAUAAACAGGAGAAAGGUCCUUACAAACAUGUGGUGCUUUGACCUCU